AUGGCUUACUCUCACUCACAGCCGGACACCACUUUCUUCGUGGAGAACGACGACAUGCCUCUCUCUCACAUCACACCGCGCGAAGCUGCCAAGCUCAUCGCCCGCCGGAAACAGGAGCUCAUCGCCAAUGAGCUUUCACGACUAGCGGCUGACGAGUACUUGGAGGACAUCAUGGGACAUAUCAGGCGGAUGGAGGACGAGACCUUGCCUGACGUCGCGCUCAUCGAUCUGCAACGCGAGAUUCAGUGGUUCAUGCGUCCGUACCUCAUCGACUUCCUCGUCGAGGCUCACGCCGCCUUUGCCCUUCUGCCCGAGACACUGUUCCUGACCGUCAACCUGCUCGAUCGUUACUGUGCCAAGCGUGUGGUGUAUAAGCAGCACUACCAGCUCGUUGGUUGUGCCGCACUCCUCAUCGCGGCCAAAUACGGUGACAAGAAGGACCGAGUACCCCAGAUUCAGGAGUUGAACAACAUGUGCUGCGGCCUCUACGAUGCCGGCAUGUUUGCCCAGAUGGAAAUGCACGUUCUCAACACUCUUGACUGGUCAAUUGGGCAUCCGACUGUGGACUUCUUCUCGUCGUUGAUGGUGGCCGAGGAGCACGAUGACCGCGAAGUGGAGCACAUGGCUGCCUACAUGAGUGAGAUUGCGCUCUAUCACCGCGACUUCGUCUCAGUGAAGCCUUCGACCAUGGCCCGCUCCUCCCUCGCCCUGGCUCGCGCUGUUCUUGGCCGUCCAGAGGUCACCGAUGGAGAGUGGGACAGCUCGGAACAGACAACUCUCUUGAGCCUCUCUCAUCACCUCCAUCUCCCAUCAACGACCUUGGCCCGCAAGUACGCAACGUCGCACACGUCCAAGGUGUCCCAGCAGCUGGCCGACUUCAUGGCACAGCAGGCUGCCCUGGCUCAAAGCAACGCCGAGCCCCCAACUCCACCAGCCGAGCCCGCCAGGAACGAUCUGCUGGCCACGCCGCAGAAGGGCCACGGUGCUACCAUGGGCUUCGAUGGCUAUCUGACGCCGCCUAUCACACCGGACGGCCACUACUUCAAUGGUCAAGGGUCGUCAUCAAACCCCCUGGCGCAACAACAAUCACAACGAUACCCCAUCACGCCGUCAUCACACAACCGACCUGACCAAUACUCGUAUUCGCAUCAACACAACACGCAAUACUUGAACCCCUGA
Molecule: messenger RNA, 1179 nt
Organism: Emericellopsis cladophorae
Lineage: Eukaryota; Fungi; Ascomycota; Sordariomycetes; Hypocreales; Bionectriaceae
Product: Cyclin
Exons: 1
Coding region: 1-1179 (392 amino acids)
Biological process (GO): regulation of cyclin-dependent protein serine/threonine kinase activity; mitotic cell cycle phase transition
Cellular component (GO): cyclin-dependent protein kinase holoenzyme complex; cytoplasm; centrosome
Molecular function (GO): cyclin-dependent protein serine/threonine kinase regulator activity
Source: RefSeq, a predicted model, not a curated record